This is a messenger RNA of Paramecium sonneborni, 761 nucleotides long. NCBI's taxonomy places the organism in Eukaryota, Ciliophora, Oligohymenophorea, Peniculida, Parameciidae. The record is from the annotation of a GenBank genome assembly.
AUUUCUUUAAAUUAACCAAGCAACUAUUAUAAUGGUAUAGCUUUAUGAUCAAUAUCAAUUACUUAGAUUCAAGAGCCAUAAAUUAAUCCUCAAAUUGCUCCCAUCAUAGCUAAGUAAUUAUAGAUGAUUAUUAAAUAACCUAUUGAUGGUACAUUUAUAUCUUAUUCAUAUAUUAGGUGUUCAUAUUAUAUUUAAUGAAUAAGAUGUAUUUGAUAUCUAGGCUGAUAUUGAAGGUCCAGGUAAAAAUUAUCCUUUAUUUUAGUUGACACCCCAUUCUAAGGAGGUGUUUUCAGAUGUAAAUUGAUCUUACCACCAUAAUUCCCAUAAAUGGCUCCUAAAGGUAUUCUAAUAUCUCAUAUUAGGCUUAUUUAAUACUAAAAUCUUUCAUCCAAAUGUUUCAGAAAAAGGAGAAAUUUGUGUUAAUACAUUAAAGAAAGAUUGGAAUCCUAUCUAAUGGUCUUUAAAACAUAUAUUUGAAGUUAUCAAAUGUUUAUUAAUUGUUCCUUUUCCAGAAAGUUCUUUAAAUGAAGAAGCUGGAAAAUUAUUUAUGGAAAAUUAUGAUGAAUAUUUUAAAAGAGCUAAAUUAUUAACUACUAUUUAUGCAGUAAAAUAAGAAGCAAAUAUUUUAAAAGGAAAUAAUUAAGUAUUAAUUUCUUUUAAAUUUUUAGGUCGUUAUUGAAGAAGUUGAUAAAAAGAAUAAAGUCACUUAAACUCAAUAAAAAAAAGAGAAUGAUCAAAAGAAAUGGUUAAAAAGAAUAUGA